Molecule: messenger RNA, 3031 nt
Organism: Chilo suppressalis (striped riceborer)
Lineage: Eukaryota; Metazoa; Arthropoda; Insecta; Lepidoptera; Crambidae
Source: the annotation of a GenBank genome assembly
AUUACACACAAAACGGCUACGCUGAUUGUGAGUAUUAUGAUGUGAUGAUGCGUAUUAUGUUGGAAUUAGAUUUCUUAGAUUUGUUGAAGUUGCUACUAAAUUGAAUGCCCAUACAAAAUAAUUUACUUCUGUAGUAGUUCUGUCUCUCUAAACUUAGGUUUAUAUUCUCUCUGGUUGGUUGUUGCUACGUUUUACUGAAGAAGUUUUGUGUAAAAAGUUUGUUUACCAUUGCCAUACAUUUCCGUUUCAUGUAUCUGACCGCAAUGGCACGCUUUAUUAAGUUUUUAUGCCAGGCCGAUUAAGCAGCCCAAUAUUAAAAAAAAAUGCCUGUAACGGAGGCUGGUGAUCAAUAUUCUGUUUGGGUGGGUUUAAUUUAUAUUUUUAACUUGAUUGUUGGUACUGGAGCAUUGACGUUACCAGCAGCAUUUGCUAAAGCAGGAUGGGGCCUAAGCACUAUCUCACUUGUGUUUCUUGCUUUCAUGAGCUUCAUGAACGCUACUUAUGUAAUUGAAACAAUGGCAUGUGCCAAUGCAGUGUAUAAAUGGAAGAGGUUGCAGAUUAUCAAAAGGGAGAGUAUCCGAGACCAUGAUUCAGAUGAGGAACAGUCUCAGCAUGCAUUGGGAGACCUUGAGGAACCGCUGGUCUGUGGAGACUCCAUACCGUCACGAUACUACAGCCUCGACCGUCGCAUAGAACUCGGCGAGAUGGCAAACUUGUUCUUCAAUAAGACAGGAAGAAUCAUGUUUUUUUGUACCCUUUGUGUGUACCUGUAUGGUGAUUUGUCUAUAUACGCCGCUGCAGUAGCCAAGUCUAUUAUGGAUGUUGUAUGUUCUACUGCUCCGUCGAACGUGACAGAACCUAUUGACUGGCAUGAGCUGCCUUGCUUCAAUACGAGUUCGGUUUCUGCGCACCCGUACUCCCGCAUGGAUGUGUACCGGAUCGCGCUGCUCACCUUCGUCGGAGCGAUGGGGCCUUUCGUGUUCUUCAAUGUGCAGAAGACGAAGUACCUACAGCUGUUUACCUCUGGUAUGAGGUGGCUUGCGUUCGCCAUAAUGAUCUCUUUGGCGCUUCGGUUACUCUGCGUCCGCGGUCCACAAGGACAUCCUCCGGUAUUCUCAGUAACUGGAUUACCGCAGCUCUUCGGCGCCUGCGUUUACUCGUUCAUGUGCCACCACUCGCUGCCCGGCCUCGUCAGCCCCAUCCGCGGCAAGAACCGACUCGGCCUGCACUUUGCACUGGACUACACACUCAUCACUGCCUUUUAUCUGCUUCUUGCGUUCUCCGGCGCCUUUGCAUUCGCACACCUCAACGACUUGUACACUCUCAACUUCGUCCCUACAGACAACGAGAACAUCUUUCUAGAAAUAGUCGAAUACUUCCUCGCCCUGUUCCCAGUGUUCACUCUUUCCACCAGUUUCCCUAUAAUAGCUAUCACCCUCAGAAACAACUUGCAGAGUCUCUUUUUAGACGUGCCCCGUUUGGAAUCCUACAAUUUCGCUCUAAGGAAAUUGUUUUUCCCAUUAAUCACUGUGAUUCCACCGCUACUGUUAACGUACUUCUUGGAAGAUAUUGGUGUACUCAUAGAAUUUACGGGGUCGUACGCAGGCACAGGAAUACAGUAUUUGAUACCGACUUUCCUAGUGAUGACCGCUAGGCGACACUGCGUCAACCUUUUAGGUCUAGGUGUAAUCAAUAAGUAUAGGAGCCCUUUCUCGAAUGUCGCUUGGGCUGUCUUUGUUUUGUUGUGGGCCUUUGUAUGCCUGGUAUUAGUAUCUGUAAAUAUCAUCGAAAAGAAAUUAUGACGGUGAUUUUUUCUAUUCCAAGUCCUCUAGGUUGCUUUUAUAUUUACGUGUAAGUUCCAAAAUAAGCUUUCUCCCGAGUAUCAUAAGGGCUGUUUAGCAAUUACCUAGCGCCUUUUGAAAUUAUCUUAUCCAUUAAUUUUUUACUGUUGAACAGAAGGAGCUUGUUCUUUAAAAUAGAAAUAUAUGUGUAUAUAUAUAUAUAUAUAUAUAUUGCACAAAUACUGUGAGUUAAAAUAAAAAAAGUAGAUCUAUGGUUAGGAUAAAUUCAAAAGGGUGCUCGCAAAUAUAGCUCAUAACUACUCUUAUUUAAAUCGUGCUAUUAUUUUAUUUAAAAUGUGUAUAGUGUAACAUGUAUACCAUGAUUAUUGAUUGCCAUUUCGUAAUUCCCAGUUACAUUGCUCGCUAUUUACCCAAAGAUUUUAAAAGUAUUUUUGUGUACGUUACGCACAAUGUCGUUAUUAUUAAGGCUAUAGGUCUUCCCAGAGAGUAGACUAAAGCGAGUUACUUCAGCAUGAAAUUAGCUUUUUUACAAUAAAUCAGAAAAAAUCUACGUGUAGAGGCUGUAUUAUUAUGUGCUUAUAUUGGGCGCGUCUCUUAGCUUCUCUCAGACGCUUUAUCUCUCUGUUUGUAAACAAUUGAAUAAAUCGAAGCGAAUAUUUCUUGAGGGCCUGCGCUGCGUUAAGCUAACUUAAUGAGAAUAAAGAUGGGAUGUCCGUUAUUGCUGAAGAACGUACGUUGAUAAUACCAUCAUAAGAUGCUUCCACACAAUAGCAAUAACAUUAUUGAACAUUUUAAAACAAUUGUAACUCAAUAACAAAAUUCAAUAUGCUUUAUUUUGUCACAAAUACUACUCUAUGGAAGUACCUUGACGGUGUGCUAUGAGUUCUCAUAAUAUUUUUAUAAGUGAUAAAAAAAGUAUACAUCAAACCAGUUUAUUCUAUGAUGAAAUAUUUAAAAUAAUAAAGUUAGUACUGCUUCUAGGCAUUAAGAACAAAAUAUAAUGUUAUAAAACCUUGAAUGAAAUGACAAUAACAAUUUUGUAAAAAUAGUAAUAAUUCAUAUUGUGUUACUAUUUAAGAUGAUCUCUCAAUAAAGAUAUUAUUAUCUUAUUUAUGCAGCUGUUUUGUAAAAUAUAACUUUUAGUUACCUGCCUAUUUAUAUUGUGUACCUAUUAUGUGUGAUAGAUAAUGAAAAUCUGUAAGGCAUCGACAGAUAAAUAUGUGAAAUAU